This is a messenger RNA of Thermothielavioides terrestris NRRL 8126, 537 nucleotides long. RefSeq lists its product as uncharacterized. Lineage: Eukaryota; Fungi; Ascomycota; Sordariomycetes; Sordariales; Chaetomiaceae. The transcript has a single exon. The record is from RefSeq and is a predicted model, not a curated record. The annotation marks the transcript as partial.
CAGAGAUUUCGUCUCGGAACGCGAUGGGUGACAGCAACGGGCGAAAUAUGCGGCCACCAUCCAAACGUGGUCCAUCUCCGUGUCGUGCCAAGCUGGCUCGACGCCCUCCUCUGGCCGUUGCGUCUCCUUCCCCCGCCGCUGCGGAACCUUCUUCAAACCCGCUGGCCUGAGUGGUUUCUUCCUACAAAUAUAAUUCUCAAGCGACAAAAGGCAGGCUGGGAGGACGAGUUCGAAAAUGAAAAGGCUAUUUACCAGCGGCUGGCCCCUGUGCAAGGGACAGUCGUUCCAGUUUGCUACGGCGAAGCCUCAUGCCCCGCCACCGACGACACGGGACCACGCGCCCUUGUUCUCUCCGACAUCGGAGGAAUCGGCCUAUAUGAAGAUGCCGCGGGCGGGCUGGACACGGAACAUGUCGAGGCGAUGCUGCUGGAGGCACUGCGCGCGUUGACGAACCUGGGCGUCACUCACGACGACAGCAAGCUGGAUAACUUUCGGUUGGUUAGAGAAAAGGAUAGGAUCAUGGUGAUUGACUUUGAC